This is a messenger RNA of Penicillium alfredii, 720 nucleotides long. RefSeq names its product thioredoxin domain-containing protein. Lineage: Eukaryota; Fungi; Ascomycota; Eurotiomycetes; Eurotiales; Aspergillaceae. The record is from RefSeq and is a predicted model, not a curated record. Gene Ontology annotation, cellular component: cytoplasm. The transcript has a single exon. Bases 1 to 720 code for a protein of 239 amino acids.
AUGGCGCCCGAACCAGACCACCUCCGAGGCACACACGGUGACAGCGACGACGACGCAGUAUUCGCCGCACUUGAAAACGAAGACGACACCAGCUACCGAGACCAGCGAAUCCAGCAACUGAACGCCGAGUUCGCGUCGAACAAAACCAACCGCGACGCGGCAUCGCGGGCCGCGGGGGCGACGAUCGACCACCAAAAGACAUACCCCACGCUAGACAGCGACCAGGCUGUACUGGACUUUACGACCGAGACGACACGGUGUAUCGUGCACUUUGCGCACCCGGAUUUUGCGCGGUGCGCGGUGAUGGAUGCGCGGAUGGAGGAGCUGGCGGGGCGGCAUUACGAUGUUCGGUUUGCGCGCGUGGACGUGCGGCACACGCCGUUCAUUGCCGAGAAGCUGAGUAUCCGCGUCUUGCCGUGUGUGAUUGGGUUCCGGGAUGGGGUGGGCGUGGAACGUAUCGUGGGGUUUGAAGGGCUUGGGGCGCGUGGGCUGGACGGCGCCGAGGGUUUCGACGUCGCUGUGCUUGAGAAGCGGUUCCUUUUCAAGGGGGUGUUGGUGCAGGCCAAGUUCUCGACGGCUGAAGAUGCUGAGGAUCGACACUCGGACGACAGCGAGAGUGAUGAGGGUAGAAGAAGGCCAAGGGGCGCGAGGAAAGCCAUUCGGAGUGGCACUGCUCGACUGCGCAACCGCGAUGAUGACGACGAUGAUGAUUGGGACUAA